Molecule: messenger RNA, 3590 nt
Organism: Cajanus cajan (pigeon pea)
Lineage: Eukaryota; Viridiplantae; Streptophyta; Magnoliopsida; Fabales; Fabaceae
Product: valine--tRNA ligase, mitochondrial 1
Biological process (GO): valyl-tRNA aminoacylation
Cellular component (GO): cytoplasm; cytosol
Molecular function (GO): valine-tRNA ligase activity; aminoacyl-tRNA deacylase activity; ATP binding
Source: RefSeq, a predicted model, not a curated record
AAAAAAAAAAUCAAAAGCAGCGUUUUCUGAGUCAUAACGCAUUCUCUUAUUGUUAGAUGAACUUUGUUGAAAAUUAAGAAAGUCUUGUUCAAUAUGAAGCGAGAAUCACCUUAUUCAGUAUUCCUCGUUUUUCUCGAGCUAUAAAAACAGUCUCACUUGGUAACUACAGUUAUCAUUGGUAUAUUUGCCUCGCACACUUCAUAAUUUUGCACGCAGAAUCUCAAUCUCCUAGAAUCUUUGUCAGAGCAUAGGAACACUUCAUCUUUCACCAACAAUGGAAGAAGACCCUGACAAGAAAAAGAAGAGGGAAGAUAAGGCAAGAGAGAAGCAAUUGAAAAAAGAAAAGUUUCUUCUUAAGCAAGCUCAGGAACAGGAUCGGCACCCGUCUCGUGCCUCAAAAAGGAAUGGAAGAAAAAAUGUGAAAGGUGGAGUAGAGGAUGAGAAUCCUGAAGAUUGUGUUGAUCCUGAGACUCCUUCAGGUGAUAAGAAACGUAUGUCCUGUCAAAUGUCAAAGCAGUACAGUCCAAGUGCUGUGGAGAAAUCGUGGUAUGAGUGGUGGGAGAAAUCAGGGUUCUUUGUGGCAGAUGCUAGCAGCACCAAACAACCUUUUGUUAUUGUUUAUCCUCCUCCUAAUGUGACUGGUGCUCUCCACAUAGGUCAUGCUCUCACAGCAGCAAUACAGGACACAAUGAUUCGUUGGCGAAGAAUGUCUGGAUACAAUGCUUUGUGGGUGCCUGGGAUGGACCAUGGUGGGAUUGCAACACAGGUAGUUGUGGAGAAAAAGAUAAUGCGUGAAAAACAAUUAACCAGGCAUGAUCUUGGCCGUGAGAGAUUUAUAUCUGAGGUUUGGAAAUGGAAACACAAGUAUGGGGGCACAAUAUUACAACAACUACGUCGGUUAGGAACCUCUAUGGAUUGGUCUCGUGAGUGUUUCACAAUGGAUGACAGAAGAUCUAACGCUGUGACAGAAGCUUUUGUGAGGCUAUACAAGCAUGGCCUUAUCUACAGGGAUGUUCGUUUAGUGAAUUGGGAUUGUGUGUUACGAACAGCAAUAUCCGAUAUUGAGGUGGAUUAUGUUGAAAUCAAAGAAAGGACUCUGCUUAAUGUUCCGGGAUAUGCGAAACCGGUGGAAUUUGGGGUGUUAACAAAAUUUGCCUACCCUUUGGAAGGGAACCUUGGUGAAAUUGUUGUGGCCACAACUAGAAUAGAAACUAUGCUUGGUGACACUGCUAUUGCUAUACAUCCUAGUGAUGACAGAUUCUGCCAAUUUCAUGGGAAAUAUGCUAUUCAUCCAUUUAAUGGCAGAAAGCUUCCUAUAAUUUGUGAUACUAUUCUUGUUGAUCCAAAGUUUGGGACUGGUGCUGUUAAGAUUACCCCUGCUCAUGACCCCGAAGAUUUUGAUGUGGGGAAGCGUCACAACCUUGACUUCAUCAAUAUUUUCACUGAUGAUGGUAAAAUAAAUAGCAAUGGUGGCUUCAAAUUUGAGGGCAUGCCACGAUUUAAAGCUAGAGAAGCAAUCAUAGAAGUAUUGCAGCAGAAGGGCUUGUACAGAGGUUCUGAAAGCAAUGAGAUGCGACUUGGUGUAUGUUCGAGAAGCAAUGAUAUAGUGGAACCCCUAAUAAAGCCGCAGUGGUAUGUUAUGUCUGAGGAUCUGGGAAAGCAGGCUCUUCAUGCUUUAGAACGCAAAAAACUAGAUAUUAUACCAAAGCAAUUUACAGCUGACUGGAAGAGAUGGCUAGGAAAUAUACAUGAUUGGUGCAUUUCGCGGCAGCUAUGGUGGGGUCACCAAAUACCUGCAUGGUAUGUCAUGUUAGAGGAUGACACUCUUCAGGAAUAUGGUGCUUAUGAAGAUCAUUGGAUAGUGGCAAGAAAUGAAAAGGAGGCUCAAGAGGAGGCUAGCCUAAGGUAUAAUGGAAAGAAGUUUCACUUGAGGCAGGAUCCUGAUGUACUUGAUACAUGGUUUUCUGCUGGUCUGUAUCCAUUAUCUGUAUUGGGCUGGCCAGAUGUGACAGAAGAUCUUAGGGCAUUUUAUCCAACUUCUGUGUUGGAAACUGGCCAUGAUAUCAUCUUCUUUUGGGUUGCUCGGAUGGUGAUGUUAGGAAUGAAUCUGGGUGGAGAUGUGCCUUUUAGAAAGAUAUAUUUGCAUCCCAUGAUUCGGGAUGCACAUGGCCGAAAGAUAUCUAAGUCCUUAGGAAACGUUAUUGAUCCCAUUGAAGUGAUAAAUGGGAUAUCACUGGAAGGUCUGCAUAAGAGGCUAGAGGAUAGUAACCUGGACCCCAAAGAACUAACUGUAGCUAGAGCAGGUCAGAAGAAGGACUUUCCAGAUGGAAUUGAUGAAUGUGGUGCUGAUGCUCUCCGUUUUGCACUGGUCUCAUACAUGGCUCAGUCUGACAAAAUUAACUUAGACAUUAAAAGGGUAGUAGGGUACCGGCAAUGGUGUAAUAAAUUGUGGAAUGCAGUGCGGUUUGCUAUGACCAAGCUUGGAGAUGAUUAUACUCCACCUGCAAAAUUGAAUCCAGAUGUUCUUCCAUUUAGCUGCCAGUGGAUACUUUCAGUGUUGAAUAAAACCAUAUCCAAAACUAUAAAGGCUCUGGAGUCAUUUGAGUUCUCCAAUGCUACCAGUGCUGUGUAUUCUUGGUGGCAGUAUCAAUUGUGUGAUGUAUUUAUUGAAGUGGUUAAACCUUAUUUUACUGGUAAUGAUCCCAAGUUUGCUUCUGAAAGAAUAUUUGCAAAAGACACUUUGUGGUUUUGUCUUGACAACGGCCUGAGGUUGCUUCAUCCCUUUAUGCCAUUUGUCACGGAGGAAUUGUGGCAGCGCCUUCCUUCACCGAUGGAAUGCAAGAGGGAGGAAUCUAUCAUGAUAAGCAGUUAUCCAUCACCUGUCGAGUGCUGGAAUAAUGAAAGGGUGGAGGAUGAGAUGGCUCUUUUAGAGAGUGCUGUUAAGUCUCUCAGAUCACUAUCAAAUGAAAGACAUGAGAGGCGACCAGCUUUUGCUCUUUGCCAAACACAGAUGGUGACAAAGAUUAUCAACAACUAUAAACUAGAGAUUGUUACUCUAUCAAAUCUAUCCUCUUUGACUGUAAUCAAUGAAAAUGAUCCUGUUCCAUCUGGAUAUGCCAUGUCACUUGUAAAUGAAAGCCUUUCUGUUUAUGUGGAGCCUCAAGGAAAUAUUUUUUCAGAAGCAGGGCAAGAACAGAUUCAGAAGCACAUACAAGAGUUAAGGAAGCAAAUAGAAAGACUAGAGAAGACUAUAAACGCUCCAGCGUAUGAAGAUAAGGUUCCAUCGCAUAUUCAAGAUGGAAACAGAAAGAAGCUAGAGUCACUGCUAAAGAAGUUAGAUACCUUCAAAAUGUAACUCCUGAGAAAGUUGCUGGGCUUAUUAACGACUAGCUUCAGAUUAAAUAUUGUGAACUUGAUUAAUCAAGUUCCUUUCAUGGUUCUUUAUUGAAGCAUUAGAAAGAAAAAGCACAUUAGUUUCCCUAUGCAGUUUGUAUAUUUACGGGUUCAAUAAUUGGCUGUAAUACUUACCAAUGUACCAUUUCUAAAUUGCUAAAUUAAUGCAAUCUUUUCUAUAUCCUUUUUUCCCCCUA